Messenger RNA from Nomia melanderi (Alkali bee), 4494 nucleotides. It is a transcript of the gene Upf1, whose product is annotated as Upf1 RNA helicase. Gene Ontology annotation, biological process: nuclear-transcribed mRNA catabolic process, nonsense-mediated decay. NCBI's taxonomy places the organism in Eukaryota, Metazoa, Arthropoda, Insecta, Hymenoptera, Halictidae. The record is from RefSeq and is a predicted model, not a curated record. Gene Ontology annotation, molecular function: hydrolase activity; DNA binding; zinc ion binding. Gene Ontology annotation, cellular component: cytoplasm.
AAGAAAAAUAUUUUACUCGUUGGAAAGUGUACUGUAAUUGGGAUGUUCGGUUUGACGAGAAUAUAAAAGAGAUAUAAAUCGUCGAGGAAUCGGUUCGCUUUGAAACGUAGGUGUCGCUGAAGGAGUCCCACAAAAUGGGUUAUAGUCGAAAAAAAAUCAACGACUCACGUCACGUCGAAAUCAAACAGAUAAGUACACCAAAGGAAAAAUAUUACGAUCAAACUUGCGCGUACCGAGGAGUCUCUUUCUUUGUAUUAUUAAUCAUUACCUCGCGCUCGGAGAAUCGACGAUUCGAUCGAAAAUAGAUAUUUAUGGUACAAGAGAGUCGAAAGAAAAAUAAAGAAUUACAACGCAGCUGCUUCCCGCUAAUAUACUCUAUGGCGAGUCGAGGGGGAUCGGUGACGCCAUCUAUGAGAAGGCGACGCAAUCAGCCCCUUAUCAGGAGAGUAUAACCGAUAAAGGUUUCAAGAGAAAUCGGCAGGAAAGAUUGAGACGCGAGAAAAGUGACGAAUCCGCGUUGGCCGAGCAGUGAAAUCGCUACCGGAAUCCGACGACAUUCUCUUUUUGGGGUCUGGGCACUCGCGUUUCAGAUCAGCUGAUGACGUAACACGCGACGAGCGCAAAGGAGAAAAAGUUGGCUGUGUGCGACUGGUGACAGUGUUGGUGGGCGCGAGACUUGCGCGAGGCGAAGUAUGGCGUAGGAUUCUCUGGGCCAGUUUCGUCGAAAGUGUUAACCGUCCGUCCGUUCGUGCACGCCGCGCGGCCGUUCCGUUUGUGCCCGCGAGAGCCAGUCGUUUACCGAGCGUGUUUUCUCGGCUCGGCGCACCGUUGUCGCGCGCGCGACGGUGUUCUCUGGUACACCAGCCGUGCGAGACAGUCCAUUUAUUGCAGGGACACGAAAAGGACGUCGAGAGAGCAUCGUAGCAGCAUGAGCGUCGACGCGUACGGCCCCAGCAGUCAGACCCUCACGUUCCUCGACCCGGAGGAGGCGGAUUUAAUCGGCGCGGACACGCAGGGCAGCGAAUUCGACUUCACGGACUUCACGCUACCGUCGCCGAGUCAGACUCAAGCAUCGCAGCACGAUGUUGCUCAAAGUCAACCUAGUCAGCCUGUACAGGUUAAUGGAACGAGUGGUGGGUCUUCCUUGGACUUAAAAAUUUCUGGAGCCGCGCAGAGCCUCGCUGAAUUACAAUUUGAAGAGGAAGAAGAGGAGGCAUAUUAUAAUCGUGAUUUACCGGAGCACGCUUGUAAAUAUUGUGGAAUUCAUGAAGCAUCCUGCGUUGUUAUGUGUAAUGUCUGCCGCAAAUGGUUUUGCAAUGGACGUGGCAAUACAUCUGGUUCACAUAUCAUUAAUCAUCUUGUCAGAGCUAAACACAAGGAAGUUACUCUACAUAGAGAUGGUCCAUUGGGAGAAACAGUUCUGGAAUGUUACUCUUGUGCCGUUAGAAAUGUCUUUGUUCUUGGUUUCAUUCCUGCAAAGGCAGAUUCGGUUGUCGUGUUACUCUGCCGACAGCCUUGUGCAGCUCAAAGUUCCUUGAAAGACAUGAACUGGGAUCAGGAACAGUGGAAGCCUUUGAUAGAAGAUCGCAGUUUCCUUGCAUGGCUGGUGAAAAUUCCAUCUGAACAGGAACAGUUACGAGCUCGUCAGAUAUCUGCACAACAGAUUAACAAGUUGGAAGAACUAUGGCGCGACAACGUCGAUGCGACGUUCCAAGAUCUAGAGAAACCUGGAGUGGACGAGGAGCCGCAACAAGUGCUGUUGCGGUACGAGGAUGGUUACCAAUAUCAGAAUAUAUUUGGUCCGCUAGUAAAACUGGAAGCGGAUUACGACAAACGCUUGAAGGAGUCUCAAACGCAAGAGAACAUUGAAGUCCGGUGGGACGUUGGUUUGAACAAGAAGACAAUAGCGUACUUCAUGCUUGCCAAAACCGAUGGUGACAUGAAACUGAUGCACGGGGACGAGUUGAGGCUUCGCUACUUAGGUGAACUGCACAAGCCUUGGUCAGGCAUUGGGCACGUGAUUAAAAUCCCCGACAACUACGGCGAAGAAGUCGGCAUAGAAUUAAAAAACAAUUCCGGGGCUCCAACGGAGUGCAUCAGCAAUUUCGUCGUCGAUUUCAUUUGGAAGAGCACCAGCUUCGACCGAAUGCAGCUAGCACUGCGGAAAUUUGCCGUGGACGACACUUCCGUUUCCGCUUACAUAUACCACAGACUACUGGGACACGAGGUGGAGGAGGUUCUCUUCCGCUGUCACUUGCCCAAACACUUCAGUGCUCCUAACCUACCCGAUUUAAACCGGUCCCAAGUGUACGCCGUUAAACACGCGGUGCAGAGGCCGCUGUCUUUAAUCCAAGGACCACCCGGAACAGGGAAGACUGUGACCAGCGCGACGAUAGUUUAUCAAUUAGUGAAACAAAAUGGCGGACCCGUACUAGUAUGCGCUCCCUCCAACACAGCAGUGGAUCAACUCACAGAGAAGAUACAUAAGUCAAACCUGAAGGUAGUACGGCUAUGCGCGAAAUCAAGAGAAGCGAUCGACUCGCCCGUGAGCUUCCUGGCUCUGCACAACCAGAUCAAGAACAUGGAGACGAACACCGAGCUACAGAAGCUACAACAAUUGAAGGAUGAAACCGGUGAACUAUCCAGCGUCGACGAGAAGCGCUACAGACUGCUGAAGAAAGCAGCAGAGAAGGAACUGCUAGAAGCGGCCGACGUAAUUUGCUGUACCUGCGUGGGAGCAGGUGAUCCAAGACUACACAGACUGAAAUUCCACUCGAUCCUCAUCGACGAGAGCAUGCAAGCCACCGAGCCCGAGUGCAUGGUACCAGUCGUCCUCGGAGCAAAGCAGCUAAUCCUCGUCGGGGACCACUGUCAACUAGGACCAGUGGUCAUGUGCAAGAAGGCAGCCAGAGCAGGUCUGUCUCAGUCCCUGUUCGAGCGGCUGGUCGUCCUCGGAAUCAGACCCUUCCGCCUGGAGGUGCAAUACCGCAUGCACCCGGACCUCUCGCGCUUCCCGUCGAACUUCUUCUACGAGGGCUCCCUGCAGAACGGCGUGUGCGCCGACGAGAGGAAGCUGCUGAAGAUCGACUUCCCCUGGCCCGCCCCGGACAAGCCCAUGUUCUUCUACGUGACCCAGGGCCAAGAGGAGAUCGCCGGGAGCGGCACUUCCUACCUGAACAGAACCGAGGCGUCGAACGUCGAGAAGAUAGCCACGCGCUUCCUGCGCUGCGGCGUGAAGCCCGAGCAGAUCGGCGUGAUCACCCCGUACGAGGGGCAGCGGGCCUACCUGGUGCAGUACAUGCAGUACCAGGGCUCGCUGCACUCGAAGCUCUACCAGGAGAUAGAGGUGGCCAGCGUGGACGCGUUCCAGGGCAGGGAGAAGGACAUAAUCAUAAUGUCCUGCGUGCGGUCCAACGAGCACCAGGGCAUCGGCUUCCUGAACGACCCGCGGCGCCUGAACGUCGCGCUGACGCGGGCCAAGUACGGGAUCAUCAUCGUGGGCAACCCCAAAGUGUUAUCCAAGCAGCCGCUCUGGAACCAUCUGCUGAGCUUCUACAAGGAGCAGAAGGUGCUCGUGGAGGGGCCGCUGAACAACCUCAAGGAGUCCAUGAUCCAGUUCGCCAAGCCGAAGAAGCUGGUCAACGCCGCCAAUCCGGGCUCGCACUUCAUGUCCACCUCCAUGUACGACGCCAGGGAGGCGCUGAUCCCGGGCUCGGUGUACGACAGGUCAGGCACCCAGGUGAACGGGACGCAGAACCAUAACCCCUAUUACCAGAGGAACGUGCCGCUGGACAUAUUCAGCAGGACGCACGACACCAUCAGCUACAUCAGCCCGGAAAGAGCGCAGGCGGCCAUGAACAACGUGCCCGUUCCUGUUGGCAUGUUCAUGAAUAUGGCGCACGUGCCACCACGGUUUUAUAAUCAACAUCAGCAAGCGUUACAGGCUAGGCAGAACCAGCGGAACCGUCGCGGCGCCGCUCUGUCCAAGAACAAGCAGGGUCCGCGCAUAGGGAAGCUGAGCCAAACGGAGCAGAGCACGCAGCCGUACAGUCAGCCGGGUCUGCCCUUGACGCAGGGCACGACGCAGGGCAUGUCUCAGCCGGGCUUCAGCCUUUCCCAGCCGGGCCUGAGCCAAGCGGAGCUGUCGCAGGACUCGUUCGCGGUCGGCGAGUUCCAGUCGCAGAUGGACGGCUUAUUGUCACAGGAUUCGACCUACCAGGGCGACCGAAGUGGUUUCUAUCAGUCCGGACAGUCACAAGCCGGUGGGCAGUUCUCCCACCCAUACUGAGCCGAGAUCGUACGGCUGAGCAACGCAAUUGCUAUGCAGCGUCGCGGGAGCGACUGAAGGCUCGUUCGACAAAUUCUUCUUCGACCAACCAAACCACAAAUCACUAACUGCGCAAAACGGUAAAACGGCUCGAGGCGAUCGAGUACGGUUAUUAUGCACGCAGUCGUCGGCGUUAAAGAGGGUUUUAAAAUCAACAACAAAAAAGC